Messenger RNA from Ceutorhynchus assimilis (cabbage seed weevil), 2155 nucleotides. Lineage: Eukaryota; Metazoa; Arthropoda; Insecta; Coleoptera; Curculionidae. The record is from the annotation of a GenBank genome assembly.
GUUCGUGUUGUCAAAAAAUUGUUUUUCAAAUUAAUUAAUAAUAAUCACCCUCGCUCGCUUGAACAUUCUAUAAUUAAAUAAUAAAUCAUUUUACUAUUGAAUUUAUCUUUUGUUGUAGUAAAAAUAGGCAAAAAAAGACAUUGAAGUUAGCCCAAUUUCUCAAGACCGACAAAACUCCUUCGGACCGCUUGGGCAUUUCGUCAGAAACAAAAAAAAAUGGAAUCGCCACAAUCCUGCAACACUUUUGUAGUUUUACCGCCCUUGACUCAACAUGGGGUUGUUUUCGGAAAGAACGCCGAUAGGCCUCAAGGAGAAAUACAAGAAGUGGUUUAUUAUCCAGCUAGUGAGGGCUCUGGGCCCACCAAGUGCACCUACAUCGAAAUUGAACCAGUUGCCAAAACCAAAGCAGUAAUUUUGAGCAAACCCAAUUGGAUGUGGGGCGCAGAAAUGGGAUCCAACGAAUGCGGCGUUGCUAUCGGAAACGAAGCAGUUUGGACAAAUGACAACGAUGGAGACAGCGAUACUGGGGUCAAGCGACUUUUAGGAAUGGAUUUAGUAAGGUUAGGUUUGGAAAGAGGCUCUACUGCUGACGAAGCACUAGAAAUCAUUACUAACUUAUUAGAAAAAUAUGGACAAGGGGGUCCUUGUUCUAAAACUGACAAGGGUUUUACUUAUCAUAAUUCCUUUUUAAUUGCUGAUCCUUCAUGUGCUUGGGUGUUGGAGACUAGCGGGAAACAUUGGGUGGCAGAGAAAAUCACCAGUGGUUUCAGAAAUAUUACUAAUGCUCUUUCGAUUACUACGAAAAUCGACAAAAAAUCGGAGGGUAUUGAAGACUAUGCAAAAUCGAAAAAUCUUUGGGAUGGCAAAGGCCAAUUUAAUUUUUGUGAAGCCUUCUCUGGCGAAAACAAUCCUUCGGACCUUUGUUACCAAGCAGGCGGUAAACUAUUAGAAAAAUAUAGCAGCUCGAAUAGCUUCAGGGAAACUGAUAUGUUUAAAGUCCUCAGAGACAAAGAAUUGGGCAUUUGCAAGGAUUUCAAUAGUGGUUUUCCUACAUCUGGAAGUCAAGUAUCGACAUUGUCUUCGACUAGACCAAGCAUACAUUGGUUUACAGCUACACCGGACCCUUCUAGAUCUGUCUUCAAGCCGUUUAUUUUUACUAAAAAUGCUGUAAUUUCCAAGCAUACAAUUUGUCCUGACAAAGAUAGCCCUCACACUUUGUACAGUCUAUUUAAAAAUGCUGAAUACAAAGGAGUCCAGGAGUUGCUUCAUACCAUGGAGACUGAUUGUGUUGAAGAAGUUAACCAAAUAAUUUCUAAUGUAGCUGAAGACUUGUCUGAAUUUGAUGAACUUCUUAAAGAUUGCGUAGAAACUGAAGUUAAAUUUUAUCGUUGAAUUAAGCAAAACUUAUUAACUCCUGGUGGGGCAUAACAAGGUGAAGUUAGCUUAUUUUUGUUUCGAGAGCCUGUUAAUCAUGAAUAAGCGUCUAAGUUCAUUAGAUGCACGCUUCUUUUGCAUUGAUGUUUUCUGAUAGUAGAUAAGGUAGGAAAUACUAUUGAAUAUGUGUUUCAACACGGUGUGUCUAGGUUCGUUUUCUACAUUCUAUCUAUGCAGAUGUGUUCUUUUUCAUCUAAAAUAGAUCAGUAUUAAAACCUAAGCUCAAUUACUAAGUUUUGAGUGUUACAUGUUCUGUGUGUUUUGUUGUUCAGCAAAUUGUAACCAGUACCUAAUAAGAGUAAGAAGUAUUUUUUUUAAAAACAAACUAUUCAAUUUUAUUGAUGUUGACCUUUUGAUUGUGAUAUUUUUCAUGCUUUAUUCAAUUCUCAAAUUUAUUUUUACAGAAAAAAAAAAAUUAAAAAAAUAAGGGCAUGAUCAAGUGUGAUUUUUCCAAGAAAUACCAUUAUGAUUUUGUCCUUGGUGCAAUUGAAAAUCUGAAAAAUAAUAAAUUUUGAAUUUUCCACAUUGAAAAGCCAGUUUAAAUGGUAAUGAUGCAUAAUCUGAAAUUUUUGAGGUUCCCCCAAUCAAAAUUUAUUCCUGAUUUUUAUCGAAGCAAACUUAAGUCGUCCAAGUAUACCUAAUAUGACACGCCACUAUGAAUUUAAUAUCUAUGAUAUUGUAUUAUGAUUUGCACAUUCCUGAAUAUAUUAUAUGAUGAUAG